This is a messenger RNA of Dreissena polymorpha, 3262 nucleotides long. Its product is annotated as heat shock protein hsp-6-like. The transcript is spliced from 17 exons. Gene Ontology annotation, cellular component: cytoplasm; mitochondrion. The record is from RefSeq and is a predicted model, not a curated record. NCBI's taxonomy places the organism in Eukaryota, Metazoa, Mollusca, Bivalvia, Myida, Dreissenidae. Bases 95 to 2155 code for a protein of 686 amino acids. Gene Ontology annotation, biological process: protein refolding; cellular response to unfolded protein. Gene Ontology annotation, molecular function: ATP binding; misfolded protein binding; heat shock protein binding.
CAAAUAGUUUGUACCCGUCAUUUUCUGAUGCAAAUGUUCGGGACAUUUCUAUUUCCACACGUGCGAAGGCCGAGGUUACCGACACAAGUUAAAAAUGUUUUCUGCAAGACACACUCACAGAACUUUGAAAAAGGCAGUUGGGACACAUCAAGCCAGAAUGAUAUCAAACUUGUGCAAAAAGAUUUUGGCUGGAGAAAUCAAAUCUAGCAAUGGUCUAUAUUUACUGCCAAGCAGAUUCAAGUCAGAAAAGGUCAAGGGUCAUGUCAUUGGUAUUGAUUUGGGAACAACAAACUCAUGUGUGGCAAUUAUGGAAGGCAAAACUGGCAAAGUCCUUGAGAAUUCAGAAGGUGCUCGCACAACACCAUCAGUUAUUGCUUUUACCAAAGAAGGGGAGCGUCUAGUGGGAAUGCCUGCUAAACGUCAGGCGGUGACAAAUGCGACCAACACAUUCCACGCAACAAAGCGUUUGAUAGGACGUAGAUACGAGGACAAAGAAGUUCAAAAAGACAUGAAGCAUGUGCCCUUCAAGAUCAUCAAGGCUAACAAUGGGGAUGCCUGGGUGGAGGCCCAUGGUAAAGUCUACUCUCCCAGUCAGAUUGGAGCCUUCGUACUCAUGAAGAUGAAGGAAACUGCAGAGAACUAUGUGGGUCAACCAGUGAAAAAUGCAGUCAUUACAGUCCCUGCAUACUUUAAUGACUCACAGAGACAGGCAACUAAAGAUGCGGGCCAGAUUGCUGGACUUAAUGUUGUUCGUGUCAUCAAUGAGCCAACAGCAGCUGCCCUGGCUUACGGAAUGGACAAAGUCGGAGACAAAAUCAUUGCAGUUUAUGACUUGGGAGGCGGCACAUUUGAUAUCUCCAUCCUGGAGAUCCAGAAGGGAGUAUUUGAGGUGAAAUCAACAAACGGCGACACUUUCCUUGGUGGGGAGGAUUUCGACAAUAUCCUAGUCACCUUCUUGGCAACGGAGUUCAAGAAAGAUCAAGGCAUAGACGUUACCAAGGACAACAUGGCCAUGCAAAGGCUGAGGGAGGCAGCUGAAAAGGCCAAGAUUGAGCUCUCUUCAUCUCUCCAGACGGACAUCAAUCUACCCUACCUGACCAUGGAUGCCUCAGGCCCCAAGCACAUGAACCUUAAGUUGACGAGGUCAAAGUUUGAGUCUCUCGUGGAUGAGCUGAUCAAGCGCACAGUGGGCCCGUGCAACAAGGCGCUGCAGGACGCCGAGAUCAAGAAGACGGACAUUGGCGAGGUGCUGCUGGUUGGGGGGAUGACCAGGAUGCCCAAGGUACAGCAGACUGUACAGGACCUGUUUGGUCGAGCCCCAGGCAAGUCUGUCAACCCAGAUGAGGCUGUAGCUGUUGGUGCUGCCAUUCAGGGUGGAGUGCUUGCGGGUGAUGUGACAGACGUUCUCCUACUGGACGUCACUCCCCUCUCCCUAGGCAUUGAAACCAUGGGCGGUGUCUUUAGCAGGCUCAUCAACAGAAACACCACAAUCCCCACCAAGAAAUCACAGGUGUACUCGACGGCCGCUGACGGCCAGACGACUGUAGAGAUCAAGGUGUUCCAGGGGGAGAGAGAGAUCGCCACACACAACAAGCUUCUCGGGCAGUUCAUGCUGAGUGGUAUUCCCCCAAUGCCCCGUGGAGUGCCCCAGAUUGAGGUGGUGUUUGACAUCGAUGCUAACGGCAUUGUCAAUGUGUCUGCCAGGGACCAGGGUACUGGAAAGGAACAGCAGAUCGUGAUCCAGUCAUCAGGUGGUCUGUCCAAGGAUGAGAUAGAGAACAUGGUGAGGAAUGCUGAGAAGUACGCUGCGGAAGAUGCCAAAAAGAAGGACCUCGUAGAGGCCAUGAACUCUGCAGAGUCGAUCAUGCACGACACAGAGACCAAGAUUAACGAGUACAAGGCACAGGUGCCCGCUGACGAGGUUGAGAAGAUCCACAAGGAGAUUGCUGCCCUGCGUGAGGUGCUUGCCAACAAGGACAAUGAGACCCCAGAGUCUAUCAAGGAGAAGUGUAACGAGCUACAACAGCACACCAUGAAGGUGUUUGAGAUGGCGUACAAGAAGAAGAUGGCUGAUAAUGCAACCAGCAGCAGCAGCUCCAAGUCAAACCAGGAUGAUAAGGAUGAGGAGGAAAAGAAGAAGGAAGAAAACAAAUAAUCACCCACUCAGUCACUAGCUCUAUUUGAUUGGGUUCUUUUUCCAGCCUGAAAUGAUGGAAAAUAUUUAGGCACUUGAAAAUGUGUUUUUCGAUGUUUAAACCUUAGUAUUCCCGAGGCAUCAAAAUAUUACAUUGUUGUGUAUAUAAGAACAAAACCUCUCAAAUGUGUUAGUUUACAGUGUAAUAUUACUGUCAUACCAUGUACAUUUAUGCGUAACUUACUUUCAUGGAAACAGUUGAAGGCAUUAUCAUUAUGAAUGUUCAUGGCAACAAAAAACAAAGUGGAUUGUGUAGCUUCAGUCCAGUCAGUUUAUUUGCUAUGUUAACAUCUUUGAAAUAUCCAUUAUAACAAUUACAAGCAUAUUGGUUACAAAAAAAAUUCAUGAGAAUAUAUAUUUCAGUGAAUUUUUUGGUAAAUAUUUGUAUACUGGUUAGCAAGUGAACAGUCAUUUAGAAUCCUGUGUAGACCUGCUAGUUUAAAAAAAUAGAAUUCUUAUCACAAAUUGGUGGGGAAUAUAGACCCCAAAUAUAUUUUAUUUAGAGAAAAGAAACUAUUGGAAAUUGAACAACUUUAUACAUGGAUUAACUGACUGGUUUGUAGUAUUCAAUAUGUAAAUGGUAGAGUGUAAAAAUGUAUUAUAUUUUGUGUGUAUGGUUUUGCAUAUUUGGCAUUGUGUUAAUAAUAGUAAUUCUUUGUUUUCAUUCAUGAUUGAUGGUCAAAAAUGAAGUCUAAGUACUUGUUCAGUACUCAACAAGUGCAGUUGAUAGCUGUAUUUUGACAGUUAGCGUGGUCAAGCCAGGCAUAGGAAAGGAAUGUGAGAAAAAUUCAAGAAAUUAACAUUUUUUCAUUUCGCAUUAUUGUUACAUAGUAUUCAGAUCUUUUUGCUUUAAUUAUGAUAUAGUAGUACAGGAGUUUUAGUGUUAUAACAUUAUUUCUAACGGUGGAAACAUUACAACAGUUUAUUGUUUAACUCCAGUUUUAGAAUUUUACAGGAAUGUAUAACACUCCAUGUUGUGUUUCGUCAAUUAACAGCCGAACGUUUAUUCUGUUCGGCCUUUCAAGUCAUUUGUGCAUCAAAUCAUUUAAUAAAACUUGAAGGAUACAA